Molecule: messenger RNA, 3932 nt
Organism: Stegodyphus dumicola
Lineage: Eukaryota; Metazoa; Arthropoda; Arachnida; Araneae; Eresidae
Gene: Cp110
Product: Centriolar coiled coil protein 110kDa
Biological process (GO): centrosome duplication; negative regulation of centriole elongation; regulation of cytokinesis
Cellular component (GO): centriole
Source: RefSeq, a predicted model, not a curated record
UUAAAUCCAAUGCUGUUUUGCUUUUGUUUCUAAGGUAACGGAAAAAGAGUGAAGAGAGUUAGGUUUGUUUACACGAAUGUACGAAAUGAUGAAUUUAAAUGUUUCUAGCUGUGAGAGCUUUUUAAAGCUUGAAGAAUUUUCAUCUUUUUCUUCUUGUAUCAGAAGUUUUGGAAAGCCAAUUCUUCCUCCUCUUGUUACUCCCACUCAAAGAUUUGAAAUUUCUCGUCUCCGUAUAGCUGCUGUUAAUAAAGAAGUGGAUAUAAUGAAGAGAAGAAAAGAGCAACUUAAUCUGUCAGAAAAAGAACAACUUUCAUUUCCCCAUAAACAGCAAGAGCUACAGUCCUGUUAUGACAUUGAUGUGCAUCAGCCUGGUGUCUUAUAUUCCUCGUCUUCCAGAGUGUCAUGCGGGAGUGGAAUGUUUGUAGUCAUGAGUAAUGUCAUGCCUAAUGAUAUUUGUAGUACAGUUCAUAAGGAUGUCAUAGUGUGCCCUGAUGUAAUGCCUAGCAACAGAUGCUCUAGCAAAACAGCUUAUGGUGUUUCAAAUGCUUUAACAAGAAACAGAUUUUUGUGUGGAAAUGGCUUUCAGCACAGUUCCAGUUUAGAAUGCCAUUUAUGUCAAGCAGAAUAUUGUCCAGUUUUUGAUGAUAGUCAUAUUUCUGAAAAUAAUUCAGAAGUGCCUUAUGGGAAUUUUUUCUCAGAACAAAAGUCCGGUUUAUCAGAUGAUGAACAGCAAUCUGUUACAGAGACUGAAUGCUGUUCGUUGCCCACUGUUAUUUGUAACAAAACAUGUGCUGCUAAUGAUACUGAUUGUGAAAGCAAUAACACAUAUAUAACUCAGAGCACUGAUCUAGAUAAAUAUAUGGACGCUUCUGUUGAUCUUUCAAGCUCUGAUUGCUCAAGUGCUGUGUGGGAAUCCAAAGCAUCUAGUUACCAUAAUGUAGCCUCAAAAUCCGAUGAUGCUAGUUCAGAAACAAUGGUAAAUACCGAAAGUGAGCUUACACCAUGUGCAUCAGCAAUGACUGAUCUCAGCUACUAUGUAGAUAAUCCAUUAAACAGUCCUGCUGAGGUUAAAACAAGUAUUUUUGAUGAAUUGAGUUGUUCAAAUGUUCGUCAACGAGCACAUUCCGUUGACAGUUUUAUGAAACUUUUACCAUCAGUUGGAGAAAAUUGUAAUGUUAGAAAAUCUCAUAGUGAGCCAUCACACUCUGCUAUUACAUCUGCUAACAAAGUCAGUGAUGAAACCAGUGCUUUGCAAAUCCAGCCCACAGACCCCAACAUUCUUCAAGGAGUUUCAAAUGCUGAAGAAGGGGCCAUUGCAAAAUCAGAGAACACUAACCCUGACAUAUCAAAUUCAAUAUUGUUAAAUAAUGAAGAUCCAAAUAAGCAUAUAAGAAGAAAUUCCUAUACUUUAGAAUAUCCAUCUACUGCUUUAAUUAUAGCCCAUGCUGGUUGUGAGUGUAAUCUUGAUUCCAAUAAAUGUGAAUAUCCUCAUAGUGCUUCUGUGAAUCAAAAAGAACUUGAGCCAAAUACUGCUUUUAAAAAAGAGAAAGUUACCAAAUCUCUUUCUUUGCCAGCAAACAGUAAAGUCUUCCCUAUUCCGAGCACUGAAACUAUCUCUGCAGGAAAUAAUGUUGUUGAGACUACAGUUUCAUGCUCUAAUGUGGUAUUUUCAAAUUUAGAAGAAAGUGCUAAGAUAUUUCUCAGUCCAGUUGAUGAAUCCAGCCCAUUCUUAGAUAAUGAAGAAGACUUUCAAGGUGAUACUUUUACAUUUCAAGAUAGUCAACCAGAAAAAGUUUGUGAAAUGACAAAUGUGAACAUAGAAAAUAAUCAUGAUUCACAGCCAGUCGAUGCAGAAAAUGAUUUACAGGCAGUUGAUUUGCAAAAAGUUGAAAAGCAACCUCCUAAUUCACCUGAUUUAAAAAGUAAUGCAAGCAAAGAAAUUUUAGUAAAAAUAUAUCAGGAACUGCAAGAAAGCCACAAAAUGAGGGUAAAGGAGUUACUAGAAGAGCAAAAGAGACAAUGGCUAAAGCUCCAAGAAGAAUUUAAACUGCAAGAAAAGAUGCUGACUGAAAAACUUAAUAAUCUCGAAAUUUCAGAUACUGUUGCUGAAGGUUUUAGUGCAUUAUCUGAUAUUGGUUCUUUUGAUGAUGGUAAUAACAUAUGCGAAGAACUAGUUGCACAAGAUGUUUCCUCUAGUCAGAAUUCAGGUGUCCUCUCACCUGGCAGUUAUCUUGAACAUAACAGGGACUUUGGUGAGCACAGUAAAAGCUCUUUUGAACAUUUGGAACAUGUACCUGAUGCAUUUUUAGAUACGAGAAACAAAAUUAGAGCCUUGCCUUCUGUGGUAAAUGGAGUAAAUUCUGAACACAAUUCAGAAUCUCUUAAUUGUGAUAAUGCAACUGAUAUAAAUGCUAUCAAAGAUCAUACUAGGUAUGAAAAUACAAUGAAUGGAGAUAUGCUAAGUGAAGGUAAUUAUAAUUUUUUGCCAAUUCAUGGAAAAGAGUUAAGAAAUGAUAGCAUGAUUUCAGUUUCACAUAUUCAGCCUGGAAAUACUUCUAGUCCGAAGAGUCCUAAUACAAGUGAGAAAAAUGUUGUAGAUGCAAUAGAUAUACACAUACGAUCACAAAUGCACAAUGAUCAUGUUAGAAAUAAUAUUUUUAAUGAUACUAACUCUAGAAUGUUCUAUGCAUCUUGUUCUAGUGAUCUAGAUACUACAUCAAAUAGCAAUAAAAGUCCUAAAAUUCUAGAUCAGAAUAUAUAUGCUUUCAGUAAAGUAAGCCCUUACUCUAGACCUCCUGAACUUUUAUAUGGUGAGAAAUUUUCUCAUAAUGUUCAUAAUUUUUGUACAUCUGAAAAUUUGAAUCACAAGCCUGUGAAAGAUCAAAGUUUAUAUUUUAAUAGUUUUGAGAGUUCAGAUGACAUGAAAGAAGUACAGCAUUUAUCUAAUGGAAUUACAGAACCAUGUAAAGAAUCCAAAAGUCCAAAUAAAACUUAUGUGUUAUCUCGAGAGCAUACCAGUUUAUGCUGUCAAGCAAGAUUUGAAAGUCAUGCCCCUUUGUGCAAUAAAAUAAAGAAAAAGGAAAAAAUUAAUCUGGUUAAUGAACCUGCCAUUUUGAAGAAAUUCGAGAAGCUUCCAGCAUUUGUUAAAGGUUACUUAACCAGACGUUUGUUGAAGACUGAACGUGUUCAACAGUUAACAAAUACACUUCAGGAUACUCUUUUGCUGUUAGGAAAACUAAGAAAAGAGCAGGCCUUGAAAGGAGGUCAAAUUUCUGAAGCUGAUCUAAAACUUCAAAAACAAUUGCUUGUACAGCUGUUUAACACUCUUGACAGUGUUCACGAUAUUUUUUAUAAAAUAAGCACAAAAGAAAGGAUGGAAAUCAUUGCAGAAUCUCGCCAUCUUCGCCUUAAACAAAAGAAGGAGAAGAAUUUGAAAGAAAGCCCUGCAUCUUCUGAAGUUGCCGCUAAACCUCCAACUCCUCAGCUCCCUAAAAAACCUAAACUGUCAGCUGUCACUCUUAAACGUUUAGAAAGAAAAAAGAGGUCUGACGUAGACAAUAGAACAUAUACAAUAGAAGAUUUUGAAAUCCGUAGAUCAAGAUCACAAUCAAGUCCUUAUUCUAAGUGUCAUUCUACUUCACCUCAUCAUCCGUAUAAAGCUUCUGUUGGAAGGUCACCAAAAAGGAAGACCUCAAGCUUACAAAAGUCUGGAGUGUCUCGCCGCUGCAAAUCUCAAAUGCAGUUUUGAUGUGAUUGAUGUUUCGGUGCCUUGAAAAUGGAAAAUGUUCAAUAAAUUAGUUCAUCUCAGUGAACAAAUAUUUUGUUAGUACUAUUGAAUGAAUCAAUGGUUGAAUUCCAAAUUUUGUUUUGUAUUUUUAUUGUAUUUUAUAAAAUUAAUCUGAUAAAUAAAAGAUUGUAUUUUUAGAUGCUUA